GCCGGCAAAGUGUCAAAAUUCUCUAAAUGACAAACACUAAAUCGCAAUAGAAAAUUUCAGUAGUGAUUUCGUGAUAAUUCAGGAGUUAAUUGUGAAAUUCGCACAAAUUUAGAGCAAUUGAGUGAAGUGUCUAGUGGAAGAAGAAGCAUCAACGGAGAGUUUUUUAAAGAAAAGAGUCGGAGGACUUUCAUCUGGUCAUCAUCUCUGAAAGGAGAAUUUUCCCAGCGUCAGAAAAAAAAGCACAAGAGAGUCUUUGAAGCAGAGAAAGGGGCCAAAAAAAAGGACAAAGAAGAAAAAUAUCCUGGGAAUUAUUUUAAGAGAAAAUUUACAAUAAUAGUAUAAAAAAAAGUCCACCCAUCACUGAAGAAAAAGCACUCUCCUGAGGAGUGUAUUCUAUUUUUUCCUUUCGUACAUCGCCGCAAGCAGGAAAAUUAUGGUUGUUUGUCGUGUCACGCAGAGAUUUGGGGCCCUUGGAGCAGCUUUUGUUGCUCUUCGUCUUUUGUCCACCGCACCAAGAGUUAUGGCUUGUUCAGCUGACCAGGGAGAUCCCAAGACGGCCAAUUCCGUCUACGAUUUCACGGCCAAUGACAUCAAGGGGCAGCCAGUGAGUCUGGAGAAGUAUCGUGGGCAUCCCCUUGUAAUAGUCAACGUGGCAUCCAAAUGUGGAUACACAGCACAGCACUACAAGGAGCUCAAUGAACUCUACGAUGAAUUUGCAGAGUCGAAAGGCUUGAGGAUUUUGGCCUUUCCCUGUGACCAGUUUGCCCAUCAGGAACCAGGUACCAAUGAGGAGAUUGAAUGUUCAAUUCGAGAGCGAAAGGUGCAAUUUGAUCUGUUCGAGAAGGUUGAUGUGAAUGGGAAGUCAGCUCAUCCACUGUUCCAGUACCUCAAGAACAAACAGAAGGGGACAGUGUUUGAUUUCAUCAAGUGGAACUUUACCAAGUUCAUUGUUGACAAGGAGGGGCAGCCCGUGGAGAGACAUGGACCGAGCACAAGUCCUGCUGAGAUGAAGAAGAACCUCGAGAAGUAUCUCUGAAUUCAGCAACUUUCACUAAAACACUUUUCCUAUUAAUCGCAUUUUCUUUAAAACUGGGAUGAGGAAAUAUUUAUCCUUAAAAAAAAUAAACUUUCUGCCCAAACUCUUUCAGCGUUAGAUGUUAGGCUAUGUUUUGGCACACGCGAAUAUCGCAAAUAUUUUGUCAAAGAUAGAACAUUUUUUAUGUAACUCUGUAUGGAAAUCAAUAAAGAAGUGAAUUCAAAUA
Molecule: messenger RNA, 1262 nt
Organism: Phlebotomus papatasi
Lineage: Eukaryota; Metazoa; Arthropoda; Insecta; Diptera; Psychodidae
Gene: Gtpx
Exons: 4
Coding region: 434-1036 (200 amino acids)
Biological process (GO): response to oxidative stress
Molecular function (GO): glutathione peroxidase activity
Source: RefSeq, a predicted model, not a curated record